Acipenser ruthenus (sterlet) is the source of this 1952-nucleotide messenger RNA. Its product is annotated as COP9 signalosome complex subunit 5. Gene Ontology annotation, cellular component: COP9 signalosome; cytoplasm. The record is from RefSeq and is a predicted model, not a curated record. Gene Ontology annotation, molecular function: deNEDDylase activity; protein binding; metallopeptidase activity. Bases 351 to 1355 code for a protein of 334 amino acids. NCBI's taxonomy places the organism in Eukaryota, Metazoa, Chordata, Actinopteri, Acipenseriformes, Acipenseridae. The transcript has 8 exons. Gene Ontology annotation, biological process: protein deneddylation.
UAAACAUAUAAUUAAAAGCAUAAUACGUAUAAUAGAUAACUGGUGACUAGGAUACUAUAAAGUAAGUUACAUUUCCGUAGCAGUCAUUUGAAAUCAUUUCUUCUUGACUUGAGGUACUUAUUUUUAUUAUUUUUUAUUUUUUUGUAACCCCCUGUAAUUCAGCAGUGGUGAGUCUCAAACGUCAUGGCAGGCUUGUCUGGUACUACUAUUGUUGAUGGGAGUUACUUAAUAGCAACCACAUUGAUCAAGUUGCAGAAAUAAGUAUACUUUUUAUUUGUUUUCUCUUUAGCGGAACCAUAACGUUUAGCUGUUAAUUCUAUAUCACAUAGCAAUACCAAAUAAAUUAGGAAAUGGCCGGUUCAAGCACGGCGCAGAAGACAUGGGAGCUCUCCAAUAACAUGCAAGAAGUUCAGAGUAUUGAUGAAAUUUAUAAAUACGACAAAAAGCAGCAACAAGAGAUCCUGGCAGCAAAACCGUGGACAAAAGAUCAUCAUUAUUUCAAGUACUGCAAGAUCACAGCUCUAGCCCUUCUGAAGAUGGUGAUGCAUGCCAGGUCAGGUGGUAACCUCGAGGUCAUGGGGUUGAUGCUGGGGAAGGUGGACGGAGAGACCAUGCUGAUCAUGGACAGCUUUGCACUGCCGGUUGAGGGAACCGAGACCCGCGUCAAUGCUCAGGCAGCAGCAUAUGAGUACAUGGCUGCAUACAUAGAAAAUGCAAAACAGGUUGGACGCCUAGAAAAUGCCAUUGGCUGGUAUCACAGCCACCCUGGUUAUGGCUGCUGGCUGUCUGGGAUUGAUGUCAGCACUCAAAUGCUUAAUCAGCAGUUUCAGGAACCUUUUGUCGCAGUUGUUAUUGACCCAACUAGAACAAUAUCUGCUGGAAAAGUAAAUCUUGGAGCUUUUAGAACAUAUCCAAAGGGCUACAAACCUCCAGAUGAGGGUCCCUCUGAAUAUCAGACAAUUCCACUGAACAAAAUAGAAGACUUUGGAGUGCACUGCAAACAGUAUUAUGCUUUGGAGGUGUCUUAUUUCAAAUCUUCACUUGACCGUAAACUGCUGGAACUCCUAUGGAACAAAUAUUGGGUCAACACUCUCAGUUCUUCAAGUUUGCUAACUAAUUCGGAUUAUACCACAGGACAGGUUUUUGACUUGUCUGAGAAGCUGGAGCAGUCUGAAGCCCAGCUUGGCCGGGGCAGUUUUAUGUUAGGUUUGGAUACACAUGACAGGAAGUCAGAAGAUAAAUUGGCUAAGGCUACAAGAGACAGCUGCAAGACCACAAUAGAAGCUAUCCAUGGUUUGAUGUCUCAGGUUAUUAAGGAUAAACUCUUCAAUCAAAUUAAUACUUCCUCGACCUGAUCUGAGGUCCCUUCCUGUAAGCCAAGAUUUACAACAUGUCACAUUUUGUUUCACCAUUGCACUCAGUCCGUAUCCUAGCUGUGUUUAAUAAUCUGUUAACUGUGGCUAGACUUUUCAAAGGGAGGUCCUCCUGGGGUGGAGUAGACAUUGAUUUGUGGUGUUUGUUCUGUUUAUUUUUCUCUUUUUUUUUUUUUUUCAAUGGCAUAUUUGAAGCAAUACAUACAAGUAUUUUGACAUGACAUUUUAGUAAAGCUUCUCCUAACUAGUUUUUUUUUUAUGUGAUAUAUAAAAACAUGUGCACUGACUUUAAAUAAAAGGGUUUCAAUGUGUUGUGUGGUUGCAGUAGCUAAUUGUUAUAUUCAGAAGAAUCUCAAAUGGCAUUUGCUGUCCAGUGAAGUGUUUUUUUUUUUUUUAAAGGAAGAUCUUAUUAUGAAAAAUAUAUAUGUUGAAUGAAAAUAAUUUAUACUUUAAAUGUAAGUUACUUUUACCUGCACUCAUCAGCGCUAUGCAAUAAGAAAACAAUUAUGAAGCUUUAUGCAUUAAAAUGGUAGAACAGUUGUCUGCAUGAAAAGACUUCCAAUGCUUCUUUACAUUCCA